This is a messenger RNA of Populus euphratica (Euphrates poplar), 3625 nucleotides long. RefSeq lists its product as uncharacterized. Bases 542 to 3232 code for a protein of 896 amino acids. The transcript is spliced from 5 exons. Lineage: Eukaryota; Viridiplantae; Streptophyta; Magnoliopsida; Malpighiales; Salicaceae. The record is from RefSeq and is a predicted model, not a curated record.
UUGAUUUCUUAACGUCUCUCCACCCACAUUUAUUUAAUUUAAUUACUGUAAUCUUAUCAUUUGCAUCUCUGAUGAUCUAAUUUACAUAUAAAAAAUAUUUGCUACUUUUAUUUUUGCCGACCAAUUGUGAUUCUUCUGCAUGAAUUCCAUUGCUGUUGACCUAAACUUUUCUCUCUUUCUGUAUUAAAACUGUCUGACUCCAAACUUUUAUCUAGCAUGGCGGCGUGUCGUUUCUUGCUUGAUUUCUAAUCAAGAUUAUCAUUGAGCGUGACUUAAAGAUUUUGUUUUUCUUUUAAAAGAAGAGAUUUUGAUUGAAUUCAUCGCAUGUUAAGGAGAAAUGAAUCGAAUGAUAUCCAAGAUUGGCAUCAAGAUUCAAAGAUCUCUUCAAAAAGGAAGCAAUAAGGGUUUGAAUUACUGGAAAUGGUCUGAAUUUGGCAUCUUAUAUUAGUUUUUGCUCUAGGAGUUACUCUAGAGGGCGUUGUUUUAAAUUCUAGAGGGCUUGAAUUUGCAGUGUUAACUUUAAGUGCCCAAAGUGAGGUCAAUGGAAAUGAAACCUAAACAAAUCACAGAAAGUGUGAUUGCAAAAUUAAUGGGUCUUGAUGAACUGCCACCCCAGCAGCCUGUUCAAAAGAAACCAAGAGUGCUCUCUGAGAAUUAUCUACGGAGAGUUUCUUCUAUAGGUGUUAGAGAGAAAAAUUCAGAACCUAACUCAUGUAGGUUGAGUAGUGAAGAGCAGCAAGAUCAUAUCGAAGUCUUCCAAAUAUUAGAAACAUUAAAGAGACACAAGCACCGGAGCAUGUCAGCUGAAAAGAGAAAAAUACGUUCAAGUUCCCCAGGGGCAAAGGUGAUGUUUAGACGGGAGGAAUUCAAGCAAUCAACAGAUGUUUCAGAGGAUAUGAAGCUUCAAAGUUCAAAGGAAUGUCAUGAUGCAAAGGAAGUUAUUGAUUCAAAGACUGAUAAUUUUCCAAAAUAUUUCCAGGAACCAGUGCUCACCAAGAAAGCAAAUAAUCUGCAAGGCAUCCCUCAUUACUUGCAGCCAGGGCUCAUUACAUUUGUAAGGCCGUUGUGUCCUUCUGACCGCAGAGAUAUUGGGAGGAGCAGGAAAUUUUGGAGGCCAACUGAACAAGGAUAUCCAAGGAAAAUUGAAGAUGGCCUUGGGACAUAUUCCUGCAGAAAACUUGGCCUUGACGUUGCUAAUGAGUUUCUUGGAUCACAAUUGGAUUUGAAUGAUGGGUCAUGCCUCCCCACUACCAGGAUUGUUGUUCUGAAACCAAAACCAGGAAAGGCACAAAAUGCUGGAAGAUAUUUUUCAUCUACCGGUGCAAUCGAGGUUUUUCAUUCAAUUGAUAGGAAUCAUGAAGAGAUUCUCAACGUUCAAAAUGAAAACUUGUAUGCUGAAGUGAAAGAAAGGAAGAAGAUGGACUGUGACUCAGGACCUGCAAGGUCGAGGUCUAGGUUUUCAAAGCAAAUAAGCAGAAGAAUGGGUCAUGGUAUAAACAGCACUUCUACUAAGGCACAGGCGUCUGAAAUCAGGGGUAGUGACACCUUGCCUAAAGAGUCUGAGUUGAUGAUACCUUCCUUGCCCGUUUUGUCUGAUAGGAAGAACCAAUAUCACUGUUCAGAUGAGCCAUAUCUGGCCAGGGAAGCCAAGAAACAAAUCUCUGAAAGAUGGAAGACGACCAAAAAGUUUCAGCAGGUUGAACUAUUUAGUAGGUGUAAAACCUUGGGCGAAAUGCUUGCCAUUCCUGAUUGUGAAGCAAGGCCAAAAAAUUUUGCUUCCAAUCCUGAUAACUAUGAUCAAGUCGUUCCUGACAGUGGAGGUGUGACUCCUUUAGGCACAAGAAGCCUGGAAUUUCGGGAUGGUGGCCAUGUCAGAGACUUACCAAAAUCCAGAUCUCUUCUAGUGAAUUUUAAUACAGUUGCAAGUCCUAAAACCAUGACAAGACAUAAAUCUCUUCGAAAGUCCAGCUGUAUGAUUUCUCCAUCAACUCCUCAUCUGGUGUCAGAAAACAGUCAUUCUGCAGACGCUGUUUAUGCUCUUCAAAAUGAACUGGAAAACAAAAUUGAGGUGAGAAAUUCUCAUGGCCAAAGUUCCUCAUUUCUCGGUUCAUCUGGACAAAACUAUCAGACCUUGCAAGAUCCUUGGGUGACACAGGGGGGGCACAAGAAUGAAGGCAGUGAUGGGGAUCUAUCUGAAAAGAAUUAUGAAGCUUGCAAAUCUUCAAUGAGCAAUAUUUCUUCAACUAACGUGGUAGUUAAUUCACCGGCUGAUGCAGAAAUUGCAGCUCCAAAGAGGUCCCUGUCAUAUCAUGAGUUGCUUGAAUUGGAACCUAACAAUUGUGUCUCGCUAGUAAAAGAUGAAUAUUCUUCUCGAGACCCACCUACUUCAACUCAACAGGAUAUAUCCAACCGAAUCUCUGAGAUAGAGUCUGUUUCUUCACACUGCUCCGGCACCGAUGGAGACCCGGAAUCUUUGAUGAGCAUUGAGGAUGCUUAUCAACCUAGUCCAGAUUCUGUAUUGGAACCAUUAUUCAAGAAAGAGAUUUCAUCUACCUCUGACUGUUUUGAGAGCGUCCAUGCUUCUUUAAAUGGUUUACAGUCGCAUCUUGAACUUAUGAAGUCAGAGGCAUCAGAAACAUACUCAGAAGGAUCUGGCAUGAUGGUUUCUAGCGAUGAAGAUUCUGGGGAAGGAGGAUCACUGGAUGACUCUGAUGAAAAUGAAAAGACGAGAUUUUUCAGAGCUGAAGAGAGUAGGGAUUUCUCCUACCUGGUUAAUGUAUUGUCCGAGGCAGGUUUUGACAGUAGGAACCUGAAAAUGGGCUUUGACUCGUGGCGCUCUCAAGGAUACCCAAUGAGUCCUCUUGUCUUUGAGACCCUUGAGAAAAUGUUUGGUGAGCAGACAUCUUGGAAGAGGUUUGAAAGGAGGCUCCUGUUCGAUCGUAUAAAUUCAGGGCUGAUUGAGAUUCUACAGCCAUCCAUGGGUUUGCCGACAUGGACAAAACCUGUAGCAAGAAGGUUUAGUUUUAGUCUGGGCCAGGAGAUGAUUGAGGAGGAGUUAUGGAUGUCGCUGGUUGCUGAGGAAAAGGAAGCUAGCAAGGAGUCUGGAAAGGUGCUGGGGAAGGAUGACAAGUGGUUAGAGUUGAGUGAUGAUGUUCAGAUCAUCGGUAUAGAAAUAGAAAAUUGUUUGAUGGACGAGCUGGUUGCAGAUGUUGUUAGCAUGGAGAGUUUCUGAAAGGCCGGGAGUAUUACUAUAUUGUUAACAGAAUUCCUCGAGAAUAUUUGGAUAGUCUUUCAGAAUUCGUCGAGAAUAUGUGGAUAGUCUGUCUGUAUUGUUAAAAAUCCAAAGAAAAAAAAGAAAAAACAGUGAAGAGGUAUAGGGAUUAGGGAGGUAGUAGUGUCUUUGGCUUGUUCAUGUUUGAACAGUAGGGGAGAGGCAUAUGUAGGUACAAUUUUGAUCUAGGUGUGAGGCUUGAAAUUGGUUUUGGAGAUUGCAUUGAGUAUUCAAGUUCUUUGUUUUUUUGCUUGAGUAAAUUUUUUCUGUACCAAAUUCACGAGCCAAUUUUCAUGAUGUGUAGAAUUCAUUCUUCUGUGGAAGUUUUUGUUUUGUUUUUGAAGUAUCAGGUUC